Molecule: messenger RNA, 1664 nt
Organism: Zingiber officinale
Lineage: Eukaryota; Viridiplantae; Streptophyta; Magnoliopsida; Zingiberales; Zingiberaceae
Exons: 2
Coding region: 35-1543 (502 amino acids)
Source: RefSeq, a predicted model, not a curated record
CCGAACAGCACCAGACACCGAUCCACCUCUUUCCAUGGCUUCUGAUUCCCCCGUCGAUGUAGGCGGGUGGCUGAGGAGCCUUCCCCCCUUCUCCCAAUGGAGCUCCAACCGCAUGAGCUUCUGCAUCUGCUCGUCGAAACCCUGCGCACCUUCCUUGAGACUCUCCGUCGCCAGAAACCCCCAGAAGCUCAAUCCUUACCUCACCUUCUGCAUCUACGCAGACUACCACACCCCCAUUUCCCUCUGGACCUCCGGCGCCAUCCGCCUCAAGUCCAGCUCGCAGACCUCUUUGACCGGAGACGAAGCCACCGGUCUCUUCUUCGACCUCCUCGUUUCGGUUCUCAAGUACGGCCCCGGCCGGAGAUCCUCUUUCCGGCUGUCGCAGGUGACAGUCAGGGAGGAGAACCUCCGGGAAGUAGUCCUUAAUCUCGCGUUUGUCACCCUCACCUUCCUCGUCACCGUCUACGAAGCUCCCUCCGAGCUUCGCCGUGGGUGCCUCGAGGACUUGAGGCUCCAGCUGUGGAGUCCGGCGUGCCGGGAAUCGCUGAAGCUCCUCGUCCGGCUGCUCGGCUCCAACCUCGAAGAGCAGUGGAUGCGCUCGGUGAACCUCGGAAUGACGAACUGGAUGUCGGAGCUCCUCCGGUCUUCGAACCACCUGCCCAGAGCGCCGUCGCCUCUGUUCUCGUACGGCCUCUCCGCGAGCGGGCUGUGGAAGGUGCAGCUCUACUGCCCUGUCAUAGCCAUGGCCGUCGAAGAUCGUCCUUCCGCCGCCAGCACUCAAGACGACCGCCUGCUCUUCUCCCUGAGGUACCAGCAGCUCGAAGCUGUGAUCCAGCUCGCCUACAGAGCCAUCCGCAAAGAGAGCUGGAUCGACAUCGCCGUCGCCGUCGACAACAUACGAUGCGAUGUGGAUCCUCUCUUGUCGGAGACUCUAAUGGCCGAACGAGGCUACGGCAGCGAGGAGAAGCACUUCCCUUCGAGAAUCUCCCUGCAACUCACUCCGGCCCUGCAAUCGGACGUUCUGUCGGUUUCAGUGAGCAAGUCGUCGGACAAUCCGACGCAAGAAAUCGGCCUGGAGAAGUCGCUCGAAGGCGGUUUCGAUCCGCCGAACUCCUACCUGGGCCUCAGGAUCUCGGCCACGGAGUCCGUCACCAUGAGCGUGAAGCCGUGGAAGUUCGAGCAGUCGGUGGACGGCGACAGCGUGAACCUGAACUGGUUUCUUCACGACGGCGUCAAUGGCAGGGAGGUGUUCUCCUCCCGGCCGUCGAAGUUCGCUCUGUUUCAGCCGAGGACGUGGUUCAGGAACCGGUACUCGAGCGUGCACAGGCCGUUUACCAAGCAAGGGGGGAUCAUCUUCGCCGGAGACGAGUACGGAGAGAGAGUGUGGUGGAAGGUCCGCCCGGCGGCUUUGGUGAAGACGAUGGAGUGGGAGAUCAGAGGCUCUAUAGGGCUCACCUACUGGCCAAACAAGCAAAGGACUUUCUACAGUGAGACGAGGAAGUUGCAGUUCAAGGAAUCCCUCAGCCUUCAUCUCCCAAAAUGACAUGGUCUAACAAUUGCUCAAUGUCUAUCUUUCUUCCAUUUUCGAACACAUUCUUCUUAUGUUCAAUUUGAUAAGUAGUUUUCUGUAUUCCUUUUAUAUAUAUAUAUAUAUAUUAUGUUCA